UGUCUGCCGGAAACAGGAAAGAGAGAGUGAAGAACUUACGCGCAACAGCCACCACGGUUGGGCGCUGCGCCCUUUAUUUGGAGUCCACCAUGCAUCGCCCGCCGUUUCCAAUGAUAUCGAUCGAUACCCCGGAGAUGAUAAGUUAAACUCGUGCGCUGGGGUUCAGAAUGUGAAAGAGACACUCCAGGUCCCGGCCCCUACUAAUAAGUACUGACCCCACACAGCGUGUUCUUGGCGACUUCUACGGCGGCAGUCAAUACACAUCAGUCGUUUUGCGACAGGCCACUUGGCAAGUUUCCUUCUUUCUUUCUCUCUUUCACCUUUCUUUCGCUUUCGUCUGCAUGAUGCCAACUAGCAACAGCGUUGGCGUGGAGAAGCAGAAUCGCAAAGCUUCCAUGACCGACGCCGAACUUGGAACCUGUAGUGACACCGUACACUCAAAUGGCCAUGAUUCUACCCUGAACAACAUGGGAACAUCCUUUGUGCUGCCUGUAUUCCAACGGUACAUGGGUCGGCAGAAGGUAUUCUGGCAUCGGUUGAGUGGGAAGGAUCGGACGAGAGUGCCAGGUUGGCUGGAAAGUGGAAAGAAUAUCGUCACUUCUUCUUACUUGAACUUAUUGUUUGUAUGUUUCCCCAUCGCCUGGGUCGCACACUUCUUGCCGCAGACAUUCAGUGACCGAGCUACUUUCGCGCUAUGUUUCCUCGCCAUUAUCCCGCUCGAGAAACUCUUCGACUGGGGCGGCGAGCAAAUGGCACUCUACUUGGGCAAAGACUUGGGUGACCUGGUGAUCAUCUCCCUCAAUAAUGCUGUGGAAGCGACAUUAGCCAUUAUCUUGUUAGCACAUUGCGAACUCCGGAUCCUCCAGUCAACUAUCAUUGGCGUCGUGAUCCUCCACCUACUGCUCAUACCUGGAACGGCCUUCUUGACUGGCGGUGCUCAAGUCUGGGAACAAAAUUUGCACCCUCACCCAACGCAGCUCAAUCAUUCUUUGCUGACAAUUGGCGUUUUGACAAUCAUGCUUCCCACAGCUUUCUUUGCGGCGCUGGAUCGCGGCGCAUUUGGUAUCUCCGCCGCAGGUGAUACACUUUUUGCAGGUCCUCUCCUUACCGAUGAAACCCGAGACCAGCUCUUGCGUAUGAGCCGAGGUCUCGCUGUUGUUCUGCUCGUGGUGUAUAUUGCCUCCCGCUUUUUCUUAGCGAAUCCUCCGGGCGAAGAUAAUGCUCUGAAAGUUGCGCCGAAUGCUCCACUCGAGUUGAAGCAAGAAGAACAUCAUUUGACCCAAAUCGAACCUGAGAUCGGUCCUUGGGCUUGUAUUCUGAUGCUCGCGGUUACUGUCGCUAUCAUGGCUGCUACUGCUGAAUGGCUUGUGGAGAGUAUUGAAUUUGUGCGAGAGGAAGGUGGUAUCGAAGACGAGUGGUUUGGUCUCAUUCUGUUGCCUAUCGUCUCUUUCUCCGCCGACGGCACUGUGGCCAUUGUCUAUUUCUGUCGUUCUUUGAUCAACCAUUUCAUUGGACGCAAGACUAUGGUCCCAUCUCAACUCGCCAAAGGACGGGCUAUUGACUUGAGUAUUCAAUUCACCCUCUUCUGGAUGCCUUUUCUCGUUCUGCUCGCCUGGUGGAUCAACAAGCCGCUGCACUUGAUGUUCGAUUACUUCGAGCUGGCUCUCCUCCUUGGAUCCUGCUUUUUGGUUAAUUAUGUGACCGCGGAUUCAAAGACGAACUGGAUCGAGGGUUUAAUCAUGGUUUCCUUCUAUUUCAUGAUUUCUAUUGUUGCAUGGUUCUACGCUGGUCAACCUGAACAAAACAUCAUGCUAGCCUGCCACGAAAGCGUGGCCCAGUUCAUUGCUUCUGGCGGUGAAGGCGAAGGAGGUGAGGCCGCUGCCGAAGGGGGAGCGGCAGCCUUCCGGGUACUCGGAAAGCUCUUCACUUAAGCUCGACCAUUCCUCUUCUUUUCUCUGCCAUGUACACCCACAUUGUAUCGGUUGUAAUUUCUUGGUUUGUGGCCUCAUCUCAUCAUUGCAUCUAGGUAUCGUAGAUAUCGCUCAUACAUACAUACACCUUGGACUUGUAGAUACCUCGCAAACAUAAUUUACCCACUUAGUUUCGAUCAUUGUGUCACCUCUCCAUUCGCCGGCUGAACACGUUUUACAUACCUCCCA
Somion occarium is the source of this 2159-nucleotide messenger RNA. The record is from the annotation of a GenBank genome assembly. NCBI's taxonomy places the organism in Eukaryota, Fungi, Basidiomycota, Agaricomycetes, Polyporales, Cerrenaceae.